Oryctolagus cuniculus (rabbit) is the source of this 2518-nucleotide messenger RNA. RefSeq names its product mitogen-activated protein kinase 1 interacting protein 1 like (gene MAPK1IP1L). Lineage: Eukaryota; Metazoa; Chordata; Mammalia; Lagomorpha; Leporidae. The record is from RefSeq and is a predicted model, not a curated record.
UCUGCGUGGGCCGCGAUGUGUCGGCGUCCAGGCCUAACCGUAAAGGCCGCCGAGCGUAGGGAAGCGGGGGUCCGCACUCAAGGCAGCAGUGUCCGCCCCGCUGACCCGCCCAGCCGCCGCCACGCGGAACACCGGGCUCCCCUCCGCGGAACACUGGGCUCCCCUCCGCGCGGCGGCCCCCGAGCGGUCCGGGCCGGCCGGGCGCGUUCGCUGCGGCUCGGCCGGCGGCGGGAGCGCGGGCGGGGGCGGGCGCUCGGCGCUUCCUGCUCGUGCGCGCGGGGAGGCGCGGGCGCGGCGGCCGUCAGUCAGGCUGCGCUCGGCUCCGCGGAGCUCGCUCCUCUCGGGCCCGUCGCCUCCGCUAGGCCCCGCGGGCGGCUCGCAUCCGGCCAGGAUCUAGUUUGAAGCAGUAAGAAGGGUAAAGCAUCAGUCUGAAAGAGUCCCUGUCAGAGCAACAUGAAUUCUGUUAAAAUUGAAAUGAGAAGAAACAUCAAAUUUAUGGUGAAGCUUGGAUGGAAGAAUGAUGAAAUCCUGGAUGCUUUACGGAAAGUUUAUGGGGACAACGCCCCAGAGAAAUCAGCAGUUUACAAGUGGGUAAAUCGUUUUAAGGAGGGACGAGAUGAUGUUGAAGAUGAAAUCCGCAGCAGCACACCAUCCACAUCGAUUUGUGAGGAAAAAAAGUAAUCUCAUUUCUGCACUAAUUGAAGGGGACCAGCAGAUAACAGCAGAAAGAAGCCAACACCAUCAAGAUCUCAACUCGGAGUGAACAUUUUUAAAGUGGAGCAAAGUUUCCACUGGACGUGUGCCAAAACUCUUUUACCCAGAUCAGCCGCAGACAACACCAGAGCAAUCCAUGGAAAUUUUAAGCAAAUAGGAUCAAGAUCCUGAAGCAUUUCUUCAAAGAAUUCUAACUGGAGGUAAAACUUGGCUUAACCAAUGUGACCCUAACAGCAAAGCACAAUCAAAGCAAUGGCUGUCAAAAGGUAGAAGUAGGUCCAUCCAAACAAAAGUGGAUCAGUCGAGAGUAUUGAAUAUGGAAAUAGUUUCAUGGGAAUAUUCAAGGUAUUUAGCUUGUUGGUUUUCUGGAGGGCCAAAAAACAGUGAUAUCUGCUUAUUAGGGGAGUGCUUUGAGAAAGUUAGCCAACACUUUAGCAGAAAAACUCCAAGAAAGUUUAACAGAGUCUUUCUCCACCACAAUACUGUUCCUGCUUCUUCCUCUCUUCCAACAUGGGCGAUUUCCUGAGAGUUUUGAUGAGAAAUCAUUAGGUAUCCACCUUCCGGAAGUAUUUUGGCCUCUCUCCUUUAUGUUUCUUAAAUCUUUAAAGGGAACCCAUUUUUCUUCAGUCACUAGUGUGUGAAAGACUAUUGAUGAGGUUUAAUUCCCAAGACCCUUAGUUCUUUAAGCAUAGGAUAAAUAGCUAGUAUUGUCGCUUACACAUAUCUUGAACUUGAUGUAGCUUAUGUUGAGAAAUAAAACAUGCACUCUUUAUUUUUCUCUCUUCAUUUCACUUUGCCACAAGCUUUUUGAUAUUCUUAUUCCUGUCACUUGACUUCCUGAAAGUUAAUCCUUUGGUGAGAAGUGACCGUUGGAGUACACUUGGAAAUAACUGCCAUACAGCCAAAGUACUAAUGUGAUGAUAGGUUUUCAGAAUAUUCCCUUUAGCAGACCCUGCGUUGUCACAUUUACUUGUGUCUCUGUAACGGGCUCUCUCUCUUGGCUUUAUUUGAUGACAGAGAAAAACUGCAAUUUGAAUUAAUGGUGUAAAUUCUAUAACUAAUGAACAAUUGCCAUUUCUUCCUGUACUUCAUAGGGUCUGUGUAAAAUUGAUGCUUGCCUAACUUACCUUAAAAAUGGCUUUUAUUUGGGGGUAGUGUUAUGGCACAGCAGGUUAGGCACCACCUGCAAUGCUGGCAUCCCAUAUGGGUGCUGGUUCAAGUCCCUGCUGCUCCAGCCAAGUUCAUAGGCCCCCCGCCAUUCACCUGGAAGACCUGCAUGGAGUCGUAGGCUUCUGGUUUUGGCCUGGCCUAGCCCUAGCCAUUGCAGCCAUUGGGGAAUGAACCAGCAGACGUAAGAUCUCUCUUUUUCUAUCUCUCCCUCUCUCUGUAAGUCUGCCUUUCAAAUAAAUCUUUUUUAAAAAAAUUACUUCCAUUUGCAGGAAAUAAAGAUAAUCACUUUUGCUGUGGUUAUAGUCAAAUAUAAACUUUCAGACUUGAGAACCAUGGUGAAAGUGAAGGAGAUCUACUCAAAUUAUGCUGCCUUUGCUAGAAUUGGAAAAAUACUGUGUACGCCAAAUAUGAGUGAUAUAUGCUUGAAUAAAUAGAGGUUAAGUAGUAGCUUUUACACAGAGGUAUGACUCUUUAUCAGUCUUGUAUGACCCGCUCCUUAUCCAAAACAAGUAGACUAUUUCAACUGUUAUUUCUUAUCCUGAAGUUGAAUGUUUCUUCUUGGAUAUGAAUUAAAUAAGUUGAUCUGAAUAAAUUUUCAUUUCCUCUUAAUUAAACGCCAUAUGUAAAAGCCAAA